AUGAAGGAGAUUGUCUCUCUGAUCAUGAGUGGAGGAGAUCCAGAACCUGUUGACAAUAUUGUUAACUGGAAACGUGUUCCCUGGCUUGAAUUGCAGCAGACCGCCUCCCUCGAACUUGAACAGAGGCCCUCUCCACGACUGUUGACUACACACUUCCAGUACAACAUGAUGCCACCAUCUUUCUUUGAAGUAAAGCCAAAGGUCAUCUAUGUGACGAGGAACCCCAAAGAUGUGUUCACAUCGUCUUUUCAUCAUCAUGAGGCGGCUUCCUUCCUGGUGGACCCAGGCCCACAGACCCAGUUCCUCCACAACUUCCUUGAUGGAAAAGGCCCAGCAGUGACAGCGCCACCACAGGCACCGGAGGAACCUAUGCAGCUCGGGAGAAUGAGGAUUUCUCCAGAGGAACGACGGCGCCGCCUGCAGGAGGGAUGCUGCUUCUACUGUGGUCAUAUGGGACACCAGCAGGCGAUAUGUCCGGGAAAAGGGCAUGCUCACCAACCAUGAGGAGGGCGUUGGUGAGCAAAAUGUCAUCUGAUUAUCCUCCUCGCACACUCACCCAGGUAGAUAUCACUGCCAAUAGUCAGACACACACUAUGGGGGCCUUAAUUGACUCUGGGGCUGAUGAAAGUCUCAUAGACUGGGGUCUAGCAAAACGUCUUAAUAUUAAGACUGUUCCGCUCAAACAUCCCAUUAAUGCCAGUGCCCUAGACGGCAGACUUAUGUGUAGAGUCACUGACUGUACAGAACCCAUGCAAGUGACUAUUGACAAUAAUCAUGUGGAAAUGAUGCAAUUUCAUCUGUUCGAUUCUGCACAGCAUCCGCUGAUUUUGGGGUUUCCCUGGUUAAAAACACACAACCCACAUAUAGACUGGUGUUCAGGACAAAUUAAGGGAUGGGGAGAGAAUUGUGAACAUUCAUGUAAAGCUCCACGUACUGUUGCAGUGGCUGAUAGUAGCUCAGACUUUCCUGACCUUUCCAAGGUCCCCUCUUGCUACAAUGACAUUAAAGAGGUUUUUAACAAAACCAAUGCACUAUC
Gymnodraco acuticeps is the source of this 1036-nucleotide messenger RNA. Its product is annotated as sulfotransferase 2B1-like. The record is from RefSeq and is a predicted model, not a curated record. NCBI's taxonomy places the organism in Eukaryota, Metazoa, Chordata, Actinopteri, Perciformes, Bathydraconidae. The transcript has 3 exons. Gene Ontology annotation, biological process: sulfation. Bases 1 to 504 code for a protein of 167 amino acids. Gene Ontology annotation, cellular component: cytoplasm. Gene Ontology annotation, molecular function: sulfotransferase activity; zinc ion binding; nucleic acid binding.